AUAAUUGUAGACAGAGAGUUUUACCAAAGAUACAGAUCUGUGGUAGUGCACAGUCUAUGUACUUUCUAAGACCUUCGUGACAUGACGUCAUUUGUACAAAAACCUCUGACUCAUGAAUAGCUCAGCAGAGUUAGAUAACGUUUGCUAUAGCUGUACUUCUUACAAACUAAAUAGCUAAUUAUUUGUGYCUCUUUCAAAACAAGUUUUUAAAGAAGACGUGAUACCCUGACUACCAUAUGGAAGAGUGGGGAGUGAUUGGUGGUGGGGGAGUUAAACAUUUUUCCAAUGCAGUGUCUGUACUAUAAAGAGGAGGGCGUUUAUCUUCAGGAGAAAGGGCAAGUGAAGGAAUUCAUCCCAGUCAUCUCUUCUGUUCCCAACAUGGCUAACAUCAAAGAGAGAGACAAGUCAAAUACUAACUGCAUUUGAGAUGUUAUCCUUGCAUACAUUUUUCACACCUUARUGUGGCCCUGAAACGUUGUCCUCCUAAAAGUAGAGGAUGAGAUUAUAUGUCUCCUGUGCAGCCUACAUAAGGAUGAUGAAGAAUCACGAAGAAGAUGAGUUUGUUGCAGUGCGCGUCCAAGACCCUCGGGUUCAGAAUGAAGGCUCUUGGAACUCGUACGUGGACUUCAAGAUAUUCCUUCACACCAACAGCAAGUCCUUCACUGCCAAGACGUCCUGUGUGCGCCGGCGCUACAGUGAGUUUGUCUGGCUCAAGAAGAGGAUGCAGAAAAACACUGGCUUGGUACCUGUCCCAGACCUGCCCAACAAGUCCUUCUUCUCCUUCAGUGGUGAGGACUUCCUGGAGAAGAGGAGGAAAGGCCUGCAGUCCUUCCUGGACAAAGUGUGCAGCAUGACAGUGUGUCUGUCAGACAGCCAGCUCCACCUCUUCCUGCAAACCCAACUGCCGGUUGGUCACAUCCUAGACUGUGUGCAGGGCCACACCCCCUACACUGUGACAGAGGCCAUCCUCACCUAUGCCUCGUCCAAUCAGGGCUGGGUUCAGGAAGAGGACUCGACCCAGGAGCCUAGUCUUACUCCAGUUCCUUAUGAGUCCAUGGAGAGCCCUGCUCCUCAUCUACCUACCCUGCAAUGUCAAAAGCCCCUGAGCCCWGUGAACCUCGCCUCCAGUGAGCCAGAGGGCCUACGGACUGAGAAGUUCCUAGCUGACGCCGAAGACAUAGACACUGUGGAGACCCCAGAGGUCACCCAGGAGGACCGCAAUGUAGUCCAGGCAGAGGCCAUCCUGGAGAUACAAAGCCCAGUGGAGACUAUCUUUAAGUGGGACAGCCAUGAAGAAUCUACUCCAGAGAGGCUCGACCAUGAGGCGAUGAUCCACCACCAAGGGGAUUGUCAACUGCAGACACCUGUGGAAGUGCACUGUGAAAAGGACACAGGCUUGGAGGUGGAGUGUGUAGUGGAGGUGACAACUGAGAGGGUCAUUGAGGAGGUGAGCCAUGCUGACAUAACUACAGAGACAAUCCCUCCCAAACAGAGUAGCCUAGACCCAGAUAGCCACGAGGAACUGAUCCACCAAGGGGAAUGUAAACAGCAGACACCUGAGGAAGAGGCCACAGGCCUGGGGAAGGAGUGUGUAUCAGAAGAGGCCAAUACUGACACGACUACAGAGACAAUCCCUCCCACACAGCGUAGCCCAGAGCUAGACAUCCAUGAGGAAACUCCUCGAGAUAGCCUAAGGGAGACAGUUCUAGAGGACCUUAGCCUUGCGGAGGAAGCUCAAGAAAGCCUCAGUCAUGAGAAGACAACCUCGGAAGGGGACAGCAACAAAGACACAGUAACAGCCAUUGAGCUGGACAGCCAAGGGCACAUGGAUGAGAUUAAAUCCCAUAUAGAGAUCAGCCUAGAGGAAGAGUGUCAUGAGAUCACAUCAGAAGAGGUGGAACGUGUUGAUGACUCCACCCAAAAGGUAGAAAGUGGAGAUGAGACACCCCAGAAGAAGAAGGCUCCCUUGGACAUUCAACAAGUAGAUGAUCAGCUGGAAACUACCCAAGAGGUUGAGAUUGAUGAGGAAAUGAAUGGAAAGGAUGGGGAGAGUCUUGGGGAUGGGGCAACAACAUCUGAUGGGAGUAGCCAUAAGGAGAGCGACAACAAGGAUUCUGCCAAUAACGACAAUGCAAUACAAGAGACGAAUGGCUACARGGAGACAGCUCCCGAGAAGGAAAAUCACCAAACAGACUGCACAGAGGCAGAAAAGGCCUGCAACAACCCAGACACUGUAAUUCCCGAAACUAACCGAGGUCCCUCACAUGAUGAAAUCACACCUGAGGUACCCAAUGCUCAGGGGACCAAUGGUGUCAAAGUUAGAGAGGACAGGGAUAUUUUGUACAUGGUCAACAGUUGCUCUGCGAAAACCCUAGACAAUGAAUCUUCAGAGCUAGUGGGUGAUGGAGUUGAGAUAAAGGACAUGAGAAUCCAAGAGAGCAGUCAUCUGGAGUCUGAGGGCCACUGUAUGGAGCAGGACAUCUCAUUAGCCCAGGAGGGUAAUACUGAGGCCUCAGAAGUGAGCCAGGAAUGGGAAGCCCAUGGCUUCACUGCUGCUACAAACCAYACUGUGAGCCCAGAGAUGGAGCCCUAGAUAUUAGGCUGCUGCAUGCACUCUGAACCUGAACAAUGGAUAGUGGGAUGUCUUCUGCCAAAGACAUAACCAGUCUCUCACUCACCCUGCACGCCUAUUCUCACACUCCAGCUGAGCUCUGCUUUGCUUGCGUUGAUGAACUUCCACUGUUGGGCAGCAGAGAGUGCUCAAAGUCACAGUAAUACCUGAGUCUAUGGGUGAGAACCUCCCCAAGCUGACAAGCCCAGUGUAUCACGCUUCGUAUUUAAACAUUGACUCUCGUCAAGUCUGGCACUUUCAUGUGUUCCUCUGUAUACCCUGUGAACUUGGGCCUAUAAGGGUAUUAGUCCAUUUUACUCAACCGGCUGUAGUGCCCCAAUGGCAUUAAUGUGACAAUUAUUUUGUCCGUUAAUCCACAUGCCUUAACGCUGUAUGCUUGACUAUGAGGGGCGAAUGUGUCCCAACCUGCCCCAAGUCCCUCUGAUGCAWGUGCCCGUCUGAACACCUGCCUUGAUGAAGCAAAACUUCCUUCAACUGAACAGCAGCAAAACCGAGGCCCUGCUUGUUGGCACCCACUAUCAGGUCCAGACUCACCAAUAACACCCCUCACCAUAGCAGGACAGAACACGCCUCUCUCCCCCUGAGUUUCCAGUCUGGGUGUAAAGCUUGAUUCCUCCCUGACCUUUGACAGCCACAUCAAACAACCGCGUAAAGCGUCAUUCUAUCUCCUCAAGGCUGGACUACCUCAACACACUCUUCAUCGGGAACCCAGGCAGGAGUCUCCAGAAGCUCCACUACAUCCAGAACAGAGUUUCCAGGAUCGAAAACGCCAUCACAUCAACCCCAUCCCGGCAUCUCUGCACUGGCUCCCCGUCUCAUUACGGAUUGAAUUCAAAACCCUCCUGCGGACAUUCCAGUCAGUGUGUUCAUGGCAAUGCCCCUCCUUAUCUAAAAUAACUACUCUCCCUCCAUAACCUCACCUGCACCCUUAGGACAAGCGACUCCACGCACCCAGGACCAAGCUCAGCUCCUUGGGGGAUCAGACUUUCAGCUCGACCGCCCCCAGCCUCUGGAAUGCCCUCCCGGACCACCUGAAGGCARCACAGACUCUGGGCUCCUUUUAAAUGGGCCUAAAGACCUUUCUCUUUAGGAAGACUUUUAAAUAAAAUUUUAUUUGUCACAUGGUUCGUUAACAACAAGUGUAGACUAACAGUGAAAUGCUUACUUACGGGUCCUUUUCCAACAAUGCAAAGUUAGAUAAAGAAAGCUGGGCUUGUCCUUGUCCCUUGUAGCGUCAGCUGUGUUCUUUGUGUCAGUUGCCCGGUCUAGUUGUCCCAAAAAACGUUUUUAUAUUUGUUUUAAAAUUUAUUUGAUGCACUUUGAGAUUAUUCUGUAUAAUGAAAAGUGCUUUACAAAUGUAAUUUAUUAUUAUUGUGUGAUCCAUAACUGUUGCAGUUAAGUCGUGAUCAUGAAUUUGGAGUCCGUGAAAGUUUUGCAAGACACAACUUAUCUUGCAAUCAACUUUGACUGCGUUUAAUUAAUAACUUACAGCAAAAAAUGUCAUCCUGCAUGCAUUCCCGUUGCUGUUGUGGGUGGUUUCUUGGUUCAACUUGAAUAAACAGGGAUGAGGGUCGUUCCACCUCAAAAAGCACAAGUAAGAGGAUUUCGACACCCACCAUCUCAGAUUGUGCCGUAAUCGUUUAUGUAGUUAGAAACGGAUAAGAUUAGCGUUCCUGAAACAUUAUUUUGUUUAAAUAUAAUUUGAUAUCUGAGAAAUUAAAGGCCCAAUGCAGUCGU
Messenger RNA from Salvelinus sp. IW2-2015, 4369 nucleotides. NCBI's taxonomy places the organism in Eukaryota, Metazoa, Chordata, Actinopteri, Salmoniformes, Salmonidae. The record is from RefSeq and is a predicted model, not a curated record.